GUACUUUUAGUCCGUUUAUUAAUAGUGUGAUCAACAAUCAUGUUUGGUAGUUUGCGUAAUAAGUUUCAAACAGUGCAGGAAGGUAUCUCAGCUAGUAUCAGAGGAUUAAGUAUUAAUGAAAAUCCGAAACAUAAAAAGUCUACUAAUGUGCGAAACGUUAAUUACCAUGCUGGAGCAGAUAUCUUACAUAGGUAUCAGUUACAAUGGAAUGAAUUACAUGAGCUAGCAGAAGAAAAUGCUGAAAAAGCACAAGGGGCAGAUAAACUAAUAGGAACUAUUUAUGAACGACUUGAGCAAGAGUGGAAAAACAUUACAUGUCUAAAUAGCACUUUAGCUUAUAUUCCAAAAAUUAACAACGCAAUCCAAGAUUUGAUGGACCAAAUAGGAACAUUACAAGAAAUGUUUGAGGAAGUAGAGGGAGCUAUUUAUCAAUUGGAAGAUUUAAAUGAAAUAUUGGAUUUACAAAGUAGACAACUGGAUCAUAGAUUUCAGUUAGCUCUAUAUGAAGAAAAAAAACUUACAGAAUUGAAUAUAGUUAAAGCAAAGUUGGCCAAUGAGCAUAUUGAGAGAGUAUCACAAUACGAACAAAAGCAACAGAAGAUGCUGAAAGAAAGACAGGAAACAUUUGAUGAAGUUUUUAAAGAACAACUUGAAGAAUAUAAGGCCACAGGAUCUAUAUGUAAAUUGCCAGUGACACAGCAGGGGCCUUCUUUAGAUGAAAUAGACUUGGAUGUAGAUCCAACAACAUUCAAUGAAUUCCUAGAAAAAUAG
Molecule: messenger RNA, 771 nt
Organism: Dufourea novaeangliae
Lineage: Eukaryota; Metazoa; Arthropoda; Insecta; Hymenoptera; Halictidae
Gene: Dysb
Product: dysbindin protein homolog
Exons: 5
Coding region: 40-771 (243 amino acids)
Biological process (GO): negative regulation of protein kinase activity
Cellular component (GO): cytoplasm
Source: RefSeq, a predicted model, not a curated record